Apis cerana (Asiatic honeybee) is the source of this 3391-nucleotide messenger RNA. RefSeq names its product Glutamate oxaloacetate transaminase 1 (gene Got1). Gene Ontology annotation, molecular function: pyridoxal phosphate binding; L-aspartate:2-oxoglutarate transaminase activity. The record is from RefSeq and is a predicted model, not a curated record. NCBI's taxonomy places the organism in Eukaryota, Metazoa, Arthropoda, Insecta, Hymenoptera, Apidae. Gene Ontology annotation, cellular component: cytosol. Gene Ontology annotation, biological process: L-aspartate biosynthetic process.
AUAAAAUUUUUACAUGCAAUACAAUUGAAAUUAUAAAUAUGUCAAAUAUCUAUUUAUUAAAUAUUAAAAUUAAUUUAAAUUUAUUAGUAAUAAAAGUUUAUGUAAUUAUAAUUUAAAUUAUAAUUGUAUGUUAAAUGUGAAUAUCUUUAAAAUGAAUUUUUAUUUUUAAAAGAAUAUUCCUUACAUAGUGAUUACAAGAGAUUUAUAAAUGUGUUUGUUAUUCCAUAUAAAAUGGUGGAGCCGGAUUAACUCUCAUUUUACAUCGUUGCAUACGUAGUUGGUCAUUCGAUAUUUAAACGUUACAAAGAUGACUACAAGAUUUUGCGGAAUCAAAUUAGGACCUUCAAUAGAAGUUUUUGCAAUUCAUAAAGCUUUUUUAGAAGAUACUCACGAAAAAAAAGUGAAUUUAUCUAUAGGAGCUUAUCGAACAAGUGAAGGAAAACCAUGGGUAUUACCAGUUAUACGGAAAGUAGAAAAAUCAUUAGCUGCAGAUGAUUUACAAAAUCAUGAAUAUCUCCCUGUUUUGGGAUUAGAUGCUUUUUCUCAAGCAGCAACAAGACUUUUGUUGGGUACAGAUUCUCCUAUCAUUGCCCAAGGUCAUGCUUUUGGCAUUCAAACAUUAUCUGGCACUGGUGCAUUGCGUGUUGCAGCUGAAUUUUUAAAUCGUAUUUUACACUAUGAUGUUUUUUAUUAUAGCAAACCUACUUGGGAAAAUCAUAAACUUGUGUUUUUAAAUGGAGGAUUUAAAAGAGCUUGUGAAUAUAGAUAUUGGAAUCCAGAAACAUGUUCUCUUCAUAUAGAAGGAAUGCUUAAAGAUCUUAGAGAUGCUCCAAAGAAUGCUGUAAUUAUUUUCCAUACAUGUGCACAUAAUCCUACUGGAUGUGAUCCAACUCCUGAACAGUGGGAGAAAAUAGCAGAUAUAGUGGAAGAAAAUUAUCUUUUUCCAGUUUUUGAUACUGCAUAUCAAGGUUUUGCAAGUGGUAAUAUAGAUAAAGAUGCUUAUGUAGUAAGAAGAUUUGCUGAACGUGGAAUAGAAUUUAUGUGUACUCAAAGCUUUUCUAAAAAUUUUGGUUUAUACAAUGAAAGAGUUGGAAAUUUGAUAGUUGUUAUGUCUGAUACAAGAGAAUUAGCUCAAGUUAAAUCACAGUUAACUUUAAUUGUUCGAGGAAUGUAUAGUAAUCCACCAAAUCAUGGAGCAAGAUUAGUUGCAACUGUUUUACAGAAUCCAGAUCUCUUCAAACAAUGGAAAAGUCAUAUGAUUACAAUGUCUACUAGAAUAAAAGAAAUGCGAAUGAGUUUAUAUGAAAAAUUGGUUCAAAAAGGAACUCCAGGUGUUUGGGAUCAUAUUACUAAACAAAUAGGAAUGUUUUGUUAUACAGGUCUAACUGAAAGACAAGUUGAAUGUUUAAUCAAUAAUUAUCACAUCUAUAUGUUACGAAGUGGUAGAAUAAAUAUAUGUGGACUUAAUGAAAAUAAUGUAGAUUAUGUAGCAAAUGCAAUUUAUGAAACCAUUCUACUAUAUCCACAAAAUCAGCAAAGUUGUACAUGUUAAAAAAUGAAUCAGAUUUCAUAUGGUAAUAAGUAUAAAUUGUCAUUAAAAUUUUAGUGUUGAGCAAUUGUUAAAGUAUAAGAAUAUUUUAUAUGCAUUGAAGUUAUGUUAUAAUCAUAAAAAUUAAUAUUAUAUAGCUAUUUUUGUUAUUUUAGUUAAAAUUCUCAAUUAAUUAUUGGGAUAUUUAUCUAAGAUAUUUGUUUCUUUUCUAAAAAAAUUCUUAAUAUUUCUUAAAAAAAUUUUCAAAUUAAAUUCUCUAUUUCGUACAUAAUUUAAAGAAUUUUGUUAGAAAUCGCCUUGUCUCUAAAAGUACAAAAUAUCAACAAAGUAUUAUGAAAAUGCCAAAUUUUAAUACAUAUGUAAUCGCUUAUUAUUAAAGUGAUUUUUAUUAAGCUUAAUAGUUUGUAGGAAAAUAUUCAGAAAUAAUAAAAAUUCAUUGUGUAAAGUUUUACUUUAAAAUAAUAUUGUCUUAUAAUCAAUAUAAACAGUUAAAAAUUUUCAAAAGUCUCUAUUUUUCUAUUAUUUAGAAAAAAUUGUUAAAUCAUAUACAUUAUACAAAGUUUGAAAUUAUCAUAUAUCAUAUAUUCUUGUAAAUAAUUUCAGAAUUAUAUAUAUACAUAUAUAUAUAUCAGUGAUAUUAUUAAUGAAUGAGACCAAGUUUUUAAAACUAUUCUAAAUAACUAUUCUUGUUAUAUAUAAAAAUAGAAAUAUUUUUUGUAUACUUUCAAAAAAAUAUUUUUUAAAUAGAAUUUUUCUAUCGACAAAUAUGUUUUAUAAAAUGUUAUCUUUAUAUAAAUAUUUUAUAUUCGAUAUUAUAUUUUUAACAAUCAAUUAAUAUAUAUAUAUAUAUAUAAAUACACUUUAUUAACAAAAAUCAAUGACUGAAGAAAAAUUAUAAUCAAAAAUAACAAUAGAGCUUUAAUAAUAUUUUAAUAAUAAGCGAUAUAUUUAUGAGAAUUAUAUAAAAUUUGAAAUCAUUGUUCCUAUUUACUACUUUGUUCUGAAUAAAAUAAUUGUUAUCGUUUUCCAUAAUAUACAAAAAAAAUUGAUAUUGCAAUUUUUUGUAUUUAUAGAAUUGAAAUCAGUUAUAUAUAUUAAUAUAUCUUAUAAUUAAUAUUAAAACGUUUCAUUUUCAAUAAAUAAAAAACAAAAGAAUAUUCUAGAAAACAUGUAUAACUUUCGUUUAAUAUAGAUAUAAUCUAUUAUGCUAUAUUAAAAAUAGAAUAAAUUUUUUUCCCCCUAAAUGCUUCCAACAAUUUAUAAAUUAUGAAAUAAAGGAUACAAAUGUCAAACAAAAUCAUAUCAACUUAUAUAUAAUAAUAAUUAUGUUUUAUAAUCAUUUUUUUAAAAGUAUUAUAUGUGAAAAAUAUAAUUAGAUAUUGAAUUUUUUUAAAUUUUAUAUAUAUAAUAUAAUACUAGUUAUAUAUUAUAUAUACUAGUAAUAUUUAUAUAUCAAUAUUAAAAUUAAUUAUAUAUCAAUAAUAAAAUCAUAUAUAUUUUUAACAUUUACAAAAUAUUUAAUAAAUAAUAUAUAUAUGUUAUAUGCAUAUAUAUAUUUUUAGUAUUAUUAUGUAAUUCAAUUAAUUUAAAAGAAUAUUUCUUGUUCAAAAAUCUGGACCAAAUUCAGGAAAUUCAUCUUUAUAAAAAUUAUAAAAAGAUAUACUAAAAUUAACAUAAUUGUAAUAAUUAUUCAUUGUAAGUAAAAUGUAAAAAUAUAUAUAAGAUAUAAAUAGUAUUUAUAUCUUAAAUCUAUUAUGCUAUUCUUUAUAAAAAUAUAUGUACAUAACAUUCAUUGUAACAUUUAUUAUUAUUAAUAUUACAUAAUAUUAUUGUGUUAAACAA